Messenger RNA from Rotaria sordida, 2079 nucleotides. Lineage: Eukaryota; Metazoa; Rotifera; Eurotatoria; Philodinida; Philodinidae. The record is from the annotation of a GenBank genome assembly.
AUGCAUUCUUUAUUUCUAUUAGUUUAUCUUUUUUUACAAAUUUUUGUUGUAUUUUGUUCACAACCAAAACGUGUUGUUGAUCGAAUGUAUAUAUCAUUUGAUCGUGCACGUUAUUGUGUUCGUCGUCUUAAUGGUACACAUGAAAUUGGUUGUCAAUCAUCAAUACGAGGCAAUUCUGGUCGAAUGUAUAUGAUUGAUAAUGAUCAAGAAUUUCAUAUAUAUCUUACAGAUAAAAAACUAAUUGAUUCAUUUAAUUCAUUUAUUAUUGUACUUAAUGUAAAUUUAUUUAAUACAUAUUAUAUUGAUUAUUUAAUGAAACAUCUUGAUAAAAAAUUAAAUGGUCUUUUACUUUAUUUAAAAUCAAAUUUAUCUCGUCCAUUAGAUUUUUCACAUGAUGAUCAAUGUCCAAAUAAUCGUAAUUCAUUUUAUUUAAAUCAAACAGAAAAAAUUAAUUGGAAUUCAAAAGGAACUAGUUUAUUUUUUCGUUCAUUUCCAUUUCCAAUAAUGUUAAUUGAUGAAGAAGAUGAUUAUAAACGUUUAAUUGAAUUUUAUCGACAAUUUAAUAAUAGUCAAUCAUCACCUGCAUGUGGUUUAGAAUUAAAAGCAUUUCAAAAUGCAGCACAUACAACAAAAACAUGUAUGACAAGAAAUGAUAUAUCACAUUCAUUAAUUGAUCUUCAAGAAAUAUUUUGUGAUCCAAUUGGUGGUUUAAAUAUUUAUAGCAAAUUACCUCAAUCGAUUAAAAUUAAACCUGAUCAACGUUCAUUAAAAUCAGUUAUACUUAUUUUAGUAACUACAGAUAGUUUUCAAAUGUUUUUAAAACCAAAAGGAUCAACAGGUGGUGUUCAACAACCAGCUACAGCACUUAUUACAUUUUUAACAUUAGCACAUCUUAUUGGACAAGAACAAGAUGAAUUUAAAAAACAAAAUAAAGAAAUUAUAUUUGUAACACUUGAUGGUGAUGCAUUAGAUUAUUCAGCUUCAUUUAAAUUUAUGUUUGAUAUGAUUAAUGGAUAUUUUCCAAUUGGUAAUAAAAAUGAACAACCUAUUAAAAUAGAACAUAUUCAUUCAAUUAUUGAAUUUCAAUCAUUAAGUAUGACAAAUGAACUUUGGCUUCAUACACAUCCAUCAUCAUUGAUCAAUCAAACAUUUAUCGAUAUACUACUUCGUAAUAAUCCAAUGAUCAAUUUAAUCCGACCUAAUUCUCCAUUACCACCAGCAUCUUCACAAAUUUUUCUUCGACAAACAUUAUCAUUAUCUUUUCCUGUUUACAUAUUAUCAUCAACAAAUCAAAAUCAAUUAUUAAAUCAUUAUUAUCAUUCAUUUUUUGAUGAUCCUUCUACAUUAUCAAUUAAUAUAUCUACAUUAGAAUAUAAUACUACUACAGAAAUUAGUCUAUGGAUUAAACGUAUUGUUGAACCAUUUGCUCAAACAUUAAUUGAAUCAUUAGUUGGUAUAAAGAAAAAUGUUAUUAUUAAACAAGAAAUUAUUAAUAAUUUAGUUUAUUGUAUUUUAAAAAAUAUUAAUUGUCCUUUAAUUCAUAAUGUUACUAAUCAAUCUGUUGGUAAUACAUUUAAACCAUUCGAUCAAACAUCUAUGCCAUUUUCAAUUAAUACUUAUCCAAUAUCAACAACACCGACAUUUCCUUUUAUAAAAUAUGUACUUGGUUAUUUUUUACGUGAUCGUUCAUAUGAUAUACAAAAUUUAACUAAAAUAUCAUGUAAAGAACAUGCAUAUAAUGAUAGUUUUUGUUCAUAUACAUUUGUUGAUGGAUAUGCACCAUCAAUAAUUAAUGAGAAAUCAUUUUCUGGUUAUUGUGUACGAUCAUAUCUACGAUUUGUACAAUCAAUUUCACCAGCAUUUAUUAUUGAAAAUUAUGAUUUAUCUCAAACAACGUAUCCAGCAUGGACUGAAAGUCGAUGGACAACAAUUAGUUUACGACUUUUUAUUAUUCCAACAAGGACACAUGAAAUAGUGACACUUAUUAUUGGUAUUUUACUUACUUUUAUUUCAUUUUGUAUUCUUUUCUUUUUACGUUAUUAUACAAAGAUUAGUCUUUUUCAACCUUCAUCAUCAUGA